AUGGACUGGCGACUACUCGACUACGCCAAGGAAGCUGAGGAGACCGCAACGGGCCUACUCUCGUUCGAGAGUGAGAUCCCCCAAUAUCGCAAAGACGUCAGGAGCCAUAUCGCAGAGUUGUUUGCCAUAUCGCACGCUCUACUGGAGCUGAACGAGGCGCUGGAGUCGUCCCGCUAUGGCAGAUAUGCAGGCUUCAUACGAACGGACCUAGAGGUUUGCCUCCCGAGCUUAGGGCACACGCUUGACGAUGUUCAAGAAAUAUUCACCAGGUCCAAAAAGAGCAGGCACGCUGCGCCCGGUGCUUUUCCCGGCACACCACCGUACGCACUCAUCUGGGAAGAUGCGCUUACGGAUUUCACGGCGGAAGGCAUGUCCUUACCCAAAAGAUUCGAGAUUGUUAGGACAUAUCUACAGUGCAUGCACGAUGCUCUGAAGGGAAACGAAGAUGAGGCCGAAUUGGCUAAAUUCAAGGUCACACUGGCCAGGCUGCUCAAGAAGCAGAAGCCAACGCCGAUUGAAUCUUACUUCAGUAAGCUCUCGGUACACGGCCAUGGGAAGGGUGGUGCUAGAACACCAAAGCCGCCUUCUCCCAAGGUGUCUAGACCGAAGAUACACCAACACCCCACGUAUCCGGCAGCCCAGUACGGGUACCAGCCAGCCCCGCUACCGCUACCUCAUCGAUCUCAUAUUGCACCAACGUGGGGAGGCAUAGGGGACAUACCGUAUAUUCCUCCCCCAGUGCCAGAAAUCCCUCAGUCGCCCACGUAUUCGUCCGCAUCAUCACAGGCCUACUCGAACCAAUCGACGGACUCAGAGCCAGUCGCUCAUUGGGCAAUGAAGAUCUUCGAUGGACGCCACGGCUCUACACCAUCUCAAAGCCCCUCGGAGCCUACUGAGUGCUUCGGGAGGGAUGAACCAAGAGUGAUUGAGCUGUUAGACACCGAUGGCUUUGAAAAGAUCUUGGAACUACCAUUCGAAGCAACUAAUGUCUGGGUGAGAAUAUACUGGAGGGCCGACGACAACCGUGCACGGAUACUCUUCCUUACUAUAGAUCACAAUGGCAACCGUGUGAGGUACCAGGUCCCAAUCACCGCAUUAGCAUUACGGCGCGCAGGAUCGUGCUUGCAGCUCUGUCGCAUCAAUCGUCAAGAUGGUCAACUUGACCUGUGGGCUAGACUACGCUUCCCUCUAUACGAACCUAUGAAGCGCCAGGACCAUACCCCCAUUGCAGAGGGGCUCGAGGAUGUUUUCCUGCCUGGAGAAAGGAUUAUGUUUGCAGGUGAGACUGUUGACGGCAAGUAUCUCCACGUCUUCCGCGUCAAAUACGAUACGGACUCGGGCUGUGUACGGUUCGAAGCUACUGCUCGUCGCGGGCCUAUGAAGGACAUACCUAUCUGGACGGCAUUCGUCACGCCAUAUGUUGGACGCAGUGACUGGAUGAAGCGCGUCGGUCCAGAAACAAUCCAGUUCGAGAAGCUGCAUCCGUAUGUCUUCAGUGAUAGCUACAGGCUACCCAAAGGCCCUACGGGCAAGUACCGGUUGAGCUUUACUUCACCAGAAGGUAUUUGA
Messenger RNA from Alternaria arbusti, 1569 nucleotides. RefSeq lists its product as uncharacterized. NCBI's taxonomy places the organism in Eukaryota, Fungi, Ascomycota, Dothideomycetes, Pleosporales, Pleosporaceae. The coding region runs from base 1 to 1569 and encodes 522 amino acids. The record is from RefSeq and is a predicted model, not a curated record. The transcript has 4 exons.